AAAACACCCUCUGGAAAGUUCUUUGAGUUUCCCUGUUACCGCUGGAUAAAAGAUAGUGAAUUGAUUAUCAGAGAGGGCAGUGCUCGACUGCCUCAGGAUGAAACUGAAUGGCUUCAAGAGCAAAGACAAAAGGAACUGAAAUCUAGAAGGAAAAUAUUCAGAUGGAAUCAGUGGUGCCCGGGCUUCCCUAAAAACAUGGAUAGUGAACAGAAUGCUCUUCAUCCAGAUAUUCAGUUUGACAAAGAAAAACAUUCACAAUUUACUUGGAAUUCAAUUUAAGUGUUUAUCAAAAACAUCUUGGACAUGUCUAAAGGGUACAUUCAGCCCUGGGAAGAUAUAGACCAUUUUGAACAGAUAUUGACACGUUAUUGCCUCGAUAACACUCUACUAGAGAACGUGAUCCAAGACUGGAAUACGGAUUACAUGUUUGGCUAUCAGUUUUUGAAUGGCUGCAAUCCUGUUAUGAUCAGCAAGUGUGUGGAACUUCCAGACAACUUUCCAGUCACACAUGAGAUGGUGGAGGGCUCUCUGCAGAGAGGUCUUACGCUAGAAGAGGAAUUAAAGGCAGGAAACAUCUACAUAGCAAAUUAUAAAAUCUUGGAUGGAUUGCAAGCCAAAAAGUCAAGCUAUUUGACUGCACCCAUCUGUCUACUGUACAACAAUAGACUGAACCAAAUUGUGCCAAUUGCCAUUAAGUUGACACAGCAAAUUCAAAAACCAGAGGAAAACAACCCCAUCCCAAUCUUUCUCCCAAGCGAUAAUGAAUACGACUGGAUGCUUGCCAAGAUGUGGGUAAAAUCUGCUGAUUUUAAUGUACACCAGCUGGUCACACACCUUCUCAAGACACACCUGAUCUUAGAGGUGUUUGAAGUAGCCCUUCACAGACAGCUCUCUGCAGUCCACCCUAUAUACAAGUUACUGAUGCCUCAUGUCCGUUUCACAAUUGCAAUCAACGCAGAGGCCCGUAAAAAUUCUCAUCAGUCAAGACUGGAUCUUCAUCAAGGUAGAUUUAACAACCUAAUUUAAUAUAUCC
Molecule: messenger RNA, 1033 nt
Organism: Cyprinus carpio (common carp)
Lineage: Eukaryota; Metazoa; Chordata; Actinopteri; Cypriniformes; Cyprinidae
Product: polyunsaturated fatty acid 5-lipoxygenase-like
Exons: 8
Coding region: 304-1026 (240 amino acids)
Biological process (GO): lipid oxidation; linoleic acid metabolic process
Cellular component (GO): nuclear envelope
Molecular function (GO): arachidonate 5-lipoxygenase activity; metal ion binding
Source: RefSeq, a predicted model, not a curated record